Messenger RNA from Amblyraja radiata (thorny skate), 8187 nucleotides. It is a transcript of the gene ophn1, whose product is annotated as oligophrenin 1. NCBI's taxonomy places the organism in Eukaryota, Metazoa, Chordata, Chondrichthyes, Rajiformes, Rajidae. Bases 421 to 2886 code for a protein of 821 amino acids. The transcript has 24 exons. Gene Ontology annotation, biological process: signal transduction. Gene Ontology annotation, cellular component: cytoplasm. Gene Ontology annotation, molecular function: GTPase activator activity; protein binding. The record is from RefSeq and is a predicted model, not a curated record.
GCGCAGGGGUGGCCCCGACAGAGCGGUAGCCGCCGCCGCUGCUGCUGUAACGCCCACUACAGCGGGACAUUGACGAGCUCCUGACACAGUGCAGGAACUGGCGUGGGUGCAGAAUUAGCGCUGUCACACCGGGGCUGUAUCGGCAGUACAGGCGGCCAAAGCAAGGGCGAAGGUGGGGAGGAGAGAGAGAGAGAGAGAAUAGAUACAUCUGGCAACAAGACCAUUGUCCGUCACAGCUGAUUCCCGGGGUCAGCCGCUGACAGAGGCGAAAGCGAACUUGAGUUACAAUUGCAGAGGCGUCGGAGCCGCGGGCAGGGCAGGGCAGGGCGAGGGGAAGCGGCUGUGAACGCCCCCACCCACCCCACAAGGACCGGAGAGAGAGGUGGGGGUGUAAGCGUGUACCGAGCCCGUGAACCCACCAUGGGGCACCCGCCGCUGGAGUUCAGUGACUGCUCUCUCGACAGCCCCGACUUCAGGGAGCGCCUGAAAUCUUACGAGCAGGAGCUGGAGAAGACGAACAAAUUCAUCAAGGAAGUGAUCAAAGACGGCAACUCGCUGAUCAGUGCCAUCAGGAAUUACUCCUCCGCUGUGUCAAAGUUUUCACAGAGCCUGCAUGCGUUCCAGUUUGAGUUCAUUGGAGAUACAUUAACAGAUGAUGAGAUUAAUAUCGCUGAAUCCUUCAAGGAAUUUGCAGGGCUGCUGCAGGAAGUGGAAGAAGAAAGGGUCAUGAUGAUUCAGAAUUCCAGCAAUUUCUUAAUUAAACCUUUGGAGAGCUUUAAGAGGGACCAUAUUGGAGUUGCAAAGGAGAAAAAGAAAAAGUUUGAAAAAGAAAGUGAGAAGUUCCACUCUGCACUUGACCGACAUCUUAGUCUCUCCUCGAAGAAGAAGGAGUCUCACCUGCAGGAGGCCGACGUGCAGGUUGACAGAGAGAGGCAGAACUUCUACGAAGCAUCUUUAGAGUACGUUUACAAAAUUCAAGAGGUUCAUGAGAGAAAGAAGUUUGAGGUGGUGGAGCCAGUACUGGCAUUUCUCCAUAGUCUUCUCACUUUUCAACACUUGACCUUUGAGCUGACUCAGGAUUUCUUGCCCUAUAAACAGCAGCUACAGCUAAGUCUACAACAUACGAGGAACCACUUCAUGGGCACUCGGGAAGAGAUGGAGGACCUUAUGAAACGAAUGAAAGAAGCUCCACAAUCCUGCAAGUUACCAGGACAACCCACCAUCGAAGGCUACCUCUUCUUUCAGGAGAAACGGGCUCUAGGAUUUUCGUGGGUGAAAUAUUAUUGCAAGUACGUGAAAGAUGCCAAAGCUCUAACCAUGAUAUCCAGUGAUCCAAAACCUGGGGUAAAGCAAGAAUUUAAACUGAAGUCCUGCAUUCGGAGGAAAACCGAAUCCAUUGACAAGCGAUUCUGCUUUGACAUUGAGUUGGUUGAAAGGCCGGGCCCUGUCACACUGCAAGCACUAUCAGAAGCCAACAGAAAGUUAUGGAUUGAAGCAAUGGAUGGCAAAGAGCCGAUCUAUAUCACUCCAAAUGCGAAACCAGAGGAAAUGCAAUUGACUGAGCUUGGCUUGAGGUUUGUGAGGAGAUGCAUCAAUGCAGUGGAGUCCCAAGGGAUUACUAGCGAGGGCAUUUACAGAACCGUUGGCAGCAGCUUUCAAGUACAGAAACUACUAACUCAGUAUUUUGAUCUAAACCAUCCGGGUGACGUUGACCUGCAGAACAGCGAGUGGGACAUAAAGACAAUCACCAGCGCACUGAAGCACUACCUCAGGAAUCUUGAAGAGCCAGUGAUGACUUACAAGCUGCACAAAGAAAUCCUCUCGGCAUCAAAGUCGGACAACCUGGAUUAUCGGCUGGGCGCCAUUCACUCCUUGGUGUACAAGCUACCUGAGAAAAAUCGGGAAAUACUUGACCUUAUAAUUAAACAUCUAAUGAAUGUUUGCAGCCACAGUAAGGAGAACUUGAUGACUGCUUCCAACAUGGGAGUGAUAUUCGGGCCCACCUUGAUGAGACCGCAGGAAGACACUGUCGCGGCCAUGAUGAACAUCAAGUUUCAGAACAUCGUUGUGGAAAUCCUGAUUGAACAUUAUGAAAAGAUAUUCCAGUCCCUGCCUGAGGAUAACGCUGCUCCUCCAAUACCGCCACCUAGAGCGGCGCCUCGGAAACGGCAGCCAAUCACAAUCUCCAAGCGGCCGGCUCGCCAUCGCCCCAAUCUCAGCAUGUCGGGUUCAGUGGACGUGGAAGGUCAGCAUCCUUGUGGCGCAGGGAACGCAAACCAAAAUGCAAAUGGAGGCCAUCAUCUGGAGCUGGGCAUUGUGGGCUCCCCCCCCAGCCCAACCCCACUGCAGCGAUCGGCGAGGCCAAUCCUGGGCAGUGUGCGUGCGGCAGACAUCGAGGCUCCUGCUCGACACGCUGCCGGCAGCCAGAACUCAGAGACGGACGGAGGAAAACCUGCACCAAAAUUGAAAGAAGGCGGUCUAAAGAUGGGGCUAAAGUUUGUAAAUGGGGCACCUGUGUCAGACCAGACCUUUGCCGGUGUCUCUCGAGCAUCAUCCUUUCAAUCAAAGGCACUUUCUUCCAAAAUGUUUUACUCUGAUGAUGGUGAUUAUAAUAACGUUAAUGUAUAUCGGCCCCACCAUGAGAAGAGUUCGUCAGGUCUACAGCGGCCGCCCAUGAGACCACCAGAUCCUCCUAGUCGGGAUAAGGUCUCUCCACCGCUGAGAAUGGAGCCUCCCAGCAGCAUGGAAGACACCCCAUCGUCAGUGGUUGCUUCCAGAGCCAAGUUUUUUGAAAAGGCUGCUAGAGUAUCAGGCAGUGUGAACCCUUCUCCGCCCCUGUCCCCGCCUGUAAGCCGCAACAUUGCUGCGAAAGAUGAGACUUCAUGAGAGAAAGGCCUAGCUGGUUUCAGGGAAGCCUCUGAUCAGAACUGGAGCAAAUAUUUAUGUGAACUGCCGCACCUAUCAAGAUCACAUCUGGAACAUCCUCCAGUUACUGCAAAUGCAUCUUCACCAGGAGUUGUUCCAUCCCAGCCAGUGAAGUAGUGGACUGCUUUGAGUGGUAGUGUCCUUCAGCUAAUUGUUGCAUUUCCUUCCCUUCAAUCUAUUCUGCUGCAAGAUUGUAUAAUCCCAUCUUGUCUUUUUUCCCCCCUGAACACCCAGCCCUGUUUUUGAAAGGUCAGCUGUGUAUUUAAUCAAUAAAUGUUAAAGUACUACUGGUAAUACGUACAAACUUCGUUGAAUGUGCAAUGUAUUUUAUGUAAAACUGUGGGGCUUAGUGUUGGGAAGAUUUUGCUCGACCAUCAAUCCAACUAGGGUAAAUAUAAGAAAAGAGGUCAUGACUGUACAAUUUUUUUGAUUCAAAGCAUAACUAGUAAUUUUGUAACAUAUGAAGGACUGUUUAUAUCUCAAUCGUGUUAUCAGUGAAGAUUAUUCGCACUGGCUGCAGGGUGGGUAGUGAGAGCUUCAACUAGAAGCCAUGCUAUUCUUCGGAGGAGUUCAGGCAGCAAUUCUUGUCCUGUUGUAUCAAAAGAUUACUGUGAUUUGUUGCCCUUCAUGUUGAACUGUGACACUGACAUUGGCAACCUGGUUUUUGCAACUUGGUUCCCAGCCCCAGCUGCCUCUGAUCGAAAGAAUUGCUGGACCCCAGUUGGAGCACAGUGAAGAUGACCAAUAUCCAGCAAAUCAGCGCUAAAACCAGCAUCUCACAAUGUAACUGGUUGCGUCCUGUCAACCUAUUAAUCUCACAUUGGUGGAGAAUGGAUUUUUAGUUCAUUAUUUACUUCAUGUUUAAUUAGUAUUUUUAGAGUAACUCUAUUUCUUAAAAAGGACACUUAUUGAAUGCAUUCCAUUGAAGUAAUUUGGCAACUGGACACUUUUAGUACCUACCUUUGGUUCUAUGUUAGGCUGUGGAGUGCCGCCUAAUCACUAGACAAUGCCAGGCUCCCACACAAAAGGAGCAGGAACCCACAAUCCAGAUGUGGAGAACAAUUGGUCCCUCACCUGCCAACAUCUGGCAGUGCAAAGGAGAGGCAAAGUUCCUGGAACUGGAGAGACUGAUCCAUCUGGUGUAUUCUUCCCCAUUUGGGAUGAGUAGUCUCGUUUGGGGAGAUCAAAGGGAAUGUUUCUAACACAGGUUUUGAACCUGAGCCUUUUUGAUCUCGCUGCAGAGUCCGAUGCUGUGAGAUCUUUCAUUCCCCAGUUCUAACACUCUGGCUAACACACCUCACGAUAAUAAACUUUCACAAAGAAAAGAAGAAUCCAUAAAGCAACUAAUUAAAGACAGUUGUUGCAUAUAUAGAGUUCCUUCAUAUGCAGUGAUUGAUAGAUUAUUUAAAAAAAUAUGUUGCUCAGUGCACAUUCCUGAUGUCCAUUAGAUAACACCCCUGUAAAUCAUGGUUACUUUGUAAACUACAGUGCAAUUAAAUUAUUGGGCAAAUAACAUUUCUGGUUUAAAAAAAAUGUAUUCAUCACUUAGUUCACUUUUUUAUUGAUUGGGAUGUAAAUUGCCCUGUUGGAAAAUGUGUAUUUAUCGUUUAAAAAUGAUUCAAUGGCCUUAGAUCUUUUCUCCCCCAACAGAAUGUUGUAGCUGCUUAGCCACUGGUUUAAAUCAUCCUGUUUUAAACAUGGAAGUGUGCAGCGAUCCUGAAAACCUUUGACUCAUCAUGGUCAUCUUUGGUCACGCAGCAGUAGGGAAUGUUAUACCUAGUAAACAACACUGAUAUACAUUGGAUAAAGACACCACGACCCUGAAAUUGGCAGUUGCACUGAUGUGUAUUGUAAGGCAGACACAGCGAGAGUUGGGUGGCUUCAAUACGAUCAACACUUAUGUUAUUCGAAGCUUGAUAUCAUGGACAUUAGUUGUUUUGUGUCACCGUCACAAAAUAUGUCUUUAUUUCUCAAUGAGGGGUGUCAUGCUGUGAAGUUUAUUUUAAUUGACAUAAAUCUCUUUUCCCAUUUACAAAGUGAAGACAAGUAAUGAAGAGACUCCAUCUCCUUAAGCAGAUGACAACCAUUGCCUGCCUUGCUAAUAGGGAUUUUCAUUGCCUCUGUUAGUUGCAUCUAAUAUUGCCAUCGGUUAGCUAGUCAUAUAGUGGUCUGCGCAGAUUGGCUGUGUUUGUGCCAACAAGCCAAGACUGUUCAGGAGGUUAUAAUCUGGUUUAGGGGAUGAAAGAUAAAAAAACAUAGAACAUAGAAAACAGGUGCAGGAGUAGGCCAUUCGGCCCUUCGAUUCAAUAUGAUCAUGGCUGAUCAUCCAGAUAUUGCACAGUAAAUCCUUUUACUUUUGUUUCCCAAAGUAAACUUGUAAAUAGAAUAAUUUAGAAAAUCUUAUGGCAAACUUACCUUCACCAACAAAACGACUGAGGUAGGAACAUUGUUAGAUGGAGGAAUUCUGCAGCUGCUCAAAAUGAAGGCACUAAAGAGGAUUUUAAUAGGUAACGACUAGGUUUCUCUCACCACAUUGCUUCAGGGAAUGGAAGAGCUCGUGUUUCAUCAUUAUAAUCGAAGGCUACAAACUACCUGCCAUUUCCACGAUCACUUGGUACUUCAGUUUGCAAGCGGCAGGCUGUAAGAUGCUAAUCCCCACUGGGUAGAGGAAUCUUGGCUGAAAACAAUAAACUGCUAGUGUGUUUGUAUCAACAGGAACAAUGUUGAUGUUCCUCCUUGCAUCAGGUGGUGAACUUGGAGCUAAUACAAUCACAUUCUGCUCUCCCUGAUGAGAAGGCUGGUGGUGUGGUAGAGAAGAUUUCUGCUGAAUAAGCUGAUUUUGCAGGCCAUUUGUCCUUUUCGUUUGGUCUGUAAAGGCAAAUCUAAGUUCCUCUUUCAAACUGGUUGAGUGGGCAGGUUUGUGUCAUUCCUUGAUCAGUCAGGCUGGAUAGUUCUAUCUCAGGCCACAUAUAAUGACAGUCACUUGGGUCUGGUACUUGGACCUUCAUAACAGGAAGCCAAACAAAAUUGUGGGAGAUAGUUGUGUAAAUACCAUUAACUAUAAAGUUGAGUGAUUUCUGAUUUUUCUUUAAUUGCGGAUAUGUUUGAUGCAUCGAUACAGUGGAAGGAAUCUGGAGCUUUUAAAUAAGGAAGUUCAGUCAGACGUCACUGACAUUCAAUGUUAUUUUCAUUUCACUCAGUCGUCAGGCCUUUGUGCAAUUACUGAGGGAGUCGUUAUGAAUCAGUCUGCCUCUCAUUUGAUUACUAUUCCCACCUUAAACACAACAUAACUGCUUGGCAUGGUCCACUGAGUAUAAUUACAUUGCACCUGCAUGUUCCGUGUGGCAUGGUGACAAAUGCUUUAUUUUAAACCGCAGGGCUGUAAUUUUGGUUUAUGCAUGACUGGGCAUAAUUCUUAGGUUGUAUGUCAAGGUUUUGAAGUUGAAGUACUCUGUAAGUAAUCUUCUGUUUACCACAGGUGGAUAACAAAUGUGGGACUUGGAUGCAAAGCAUUAAGACGCCUCACUGAAUUAUCAUUGUAACCAAACUGCCACUAAUGGAAGAAUGUGUUGUAUUUGUUCGGGUAAUUGUAUCUGAUGCACCACUGAAAUAUUUGGAAUUGGGGCAAUGCAACAAUGGUACCCACUCUAGGCAGGCAUGAUUAUUAAAAGUGGCAAUUAUGGUUCUGUGCUUCUUUGACCGUGUCAUUUACUCAAUGCAUUAGGCAGUGGUGUUUUAGAAAUGACGCCAGAUCUAAUUAUCAUGGGCAAGGUGCUCACUGAAUGAAUAAACUGUGGAUGCUCUUCAUUGCUCUGCUGUGUAGAAAGAGACAAGAGCAUCCUUUCUACCAUGGUAUUGCCUGCUGGUACUACUGUACCCAAUGUCCAUUCAAUGCAUUGAUAACCUGUCUUUUUCACCAGUCCAAAAUUAAUCUGUGAUUUACAUUAUCCCGUUCUCUGGAUUGUAUUGAAUCUUAAGGCAGCUUCACCUACACCAUUUGGAAUCUUUUAAGAAGGGACUAUUAGAGAAGAAUUUAAGAUAUGGAGUAAUGGUCAAAGAUAAAGAUCUGAAUUCGCAUCCAGAGUUCCUUUAACACAUUCAAGAUCAUUGGGGUGAUUCAGGAUCAUAAUCUUUCCCCAUGUAUUUGACCAAAGCUAGUUCAGUAUUAUGUGGAAAGGCUCCAGAGGGCUGGGCAUUCUAGAAAUUUACUCCUCAAUUACUUUGCAACACAGUUCAGCAAUUAAUUACUGUUCUGUAAAAAUGAACGCUUGAUCCUAUUAACCAGUAUCAAAUGGGGGAAGAACAACCCAAACUACAAUUUAAGUUAAUAUUACAAUUUUGCAGAUACAAGCUCCUUGAUCUGUUGAAAGCCUUGCGAUAGAGACCCGUGCAACAAAAACCAUGCAUGGAAAGAGAAACUUGAGAAAUGUGCCUGAUCUGUAAACCAUUUGUAUUUAUUUGUAAUAAUUCAUCAAUUAUUUGAGCAAUCUAUUUCAAGAAUGAAUCAUUCAACACUUAUUGAUUUAUUUUUCUGCCUUGUCAGCCAUUCAUAUUUAAUUCAGUUGUUUGCUUCAGCGCUGUGAAGGAAGUUAAUAAAUGUUAAUAGACCAAAGUCAGAAAAGCUGGGGACGAGUUGUUCUGAGUAAUCUGUGCAGCGUUUGGGUAGGAAGCACUUGGUGGACUUCAACUCUAUGGUUUGGUGCAGUGGAUUGGAAGAUGGUUAAAGUUUCUUCUUUUCAGCCUCUUAUUCAACUGCCCAUUAAAUUGCCCUGUUUAGAUGAAUGUUUUAAGCAUCCAAUAUUCAUAAUUUUUCUAAGCAUCCCAAACGUGUUUAAUAAAUUACAAAUGAAUGGCGACCUUAAAUUUCCUUGCCGUUCCUAUCCUGUCCCAUUAUUAUUUUUUUUACUGAGAACUAACACCCCAUCCGCCCCUCAAAUCUUUAAAUAGCAUGGGAACUGCCCCUGGCAGAGCUGUGAACAGAUUUUGACACUUUUAGGAUCUAUCUGUAUAUUUCCACAGAAACGUAUAUUGCCUUAAUUUCUUUGUUUGAUGAUUGAGUUUGGAUUAUAAUUGUUGGGUGUGUACAAAAUGUCAGCUUAAGUAGAUUGAUGUUGAAGCCUGCUAUUCCUUUGUUCAGCACUUUUCCCCCAUGUGUUCUGGAAUGUAAAUGGUGCCACUCAAAUACAUAUACAUUGUGUUUUAAGUGUACAUUGAUGUUGAUAAUGUUUAUUAUAGAAAUAAAAUGAACAUUUGCAGCCUGCA